Molecule: messenger RNA, 3118 nt
Organism: Manihot esculenta (cassava)
Lineage: Eukaryota; Viridiplantae; Streptophyta; Magnoliopsida; Malpighiales; Euphorbiaceae
Product: eukaryotic translation initiation factor
Exons: 9
Coding region: 300-2684 (794 amino acids)
Cellular component (GO): eukaryotic translation initiation factor 4F complex
Molecular function (GO): mRNA binding; translation initiation factor activity; protein binding
Source: RefSeq, a predicted model, not a curated record
UUGUAUAUCCCUGGAUUCGCACCCUCUCUCUUUCUCUUCUCUUCUCUGUUCUCCGCAGAAGAGAGAGAAAAUCAACAUUUUCUCCACCAAUCUCUUCCUUCUUUCUUUCUAUUUCUUCAUAAAUCAAUUAUUUUCUCUCUUUGGAAAUAUUAAUUAUUAUUAUUAUUGUUAUUUUCUUUAAUAUCUAAUUCUAUAUAUAUAGGAAUCUAUCUUGAUUCAGCCGGUGUUAUUGUAGCUGAAUCUAGGCUUUGUGUUUGAUUGGACGGUGGAGAUUUUAUCUGGGAGUGAAAGAUCGAGGUAUGCAGCAAGGUGAUCAGACGGUGUUGAGCUUGAGACCUGGUGGUGGUCGAGGAAGCAGACUCUUCAAUCCACGCUUGGAUUCUUCCUCUUCUAAUUCCUCCUCCUCCUCUUCUACUAUUUCUUCUUCUAUCGCUUUUGGUGAUCUCCCUCUCUUGCGUCCUCAUGGCAGUGCUCUUCUAAAGACUGGAGACUCGCGAUUUGAGGUUCAUGACCGAGUGCGAUACACGAGAGACCAGCUGUUGUCACUUAGAGAGGCUGUUGUGAUCUCUGAUGAGAUCUUAAAAAUCAAACGAGAAAUUGAAGCUGAGCUUUUUGGUGAAGAUCAAAGCUGGAGUCGUGGAGAAAUAAAUCCACCACAUCAGCCUCAGAGUCGUUAUUCAGAGCCAGACAAUCGUGAUUGGCGUGGUCGUUCUGGACAAUUUUCUGCAUCUGGAGAGGAGAGGUCCUGGGAUUCUCUUCGAGAAAAAACAGACUUGGGUGGGCGAUAUGAGUCCAGACAGGCAGAUGCAAAUCAAUUCAAUCGUCAGGACCAACUCAACUCCCAGUUUGCAAGAGCACAAAUCUCUUCCAAUCAAUUGGGGGGUCCUGCUCCAGCUUUGGUUAAGGCUGAGGUGCCAUGGUCAGCUAGAAGGGGGAAUCUUUCUGAGAAGGAACGUGUCUUAAAGACUGUAAAAGGUAUAUUGAACAAGCUAACCCCUGAGAAGUUUGAUCUUCUCAAGGGUCAACUAAUUGACUCUGGCAUUACAUCUGCCGAUAUCCUAAAGGGUGUGAUACAGCUUAUAUUUGAGAAGGCUGUUCUGGAGCCUACAUUUUGUCCCAUGUAUGCUCAGCUGUGCUCUGACCUAAAUGAAAAGCUGCCCCCAUUUCCAUCUGAAGAGCCAGGUGGGAAAGAAAUCACAUUCAAGCGAGUUCUCCUGAAUAACUGCCAGGAAGCAUUUGAGGGUGCUGAUAAGUUGAGGGAGGAAGUUAGGCAGAUGACAGCUCCAGAACACGAGCUUGAACGCAGGGAUAAGGAAAGAUUGGCCAAGCUUCGGACCCUUGGAAAUAUCCGUUUAAUUGGGGAACUUCUGAAGCAGAAGAUGGUUCCUGAGAAGAUUGUUCAUCAUAUUGUUAAGGAGCUUUUGGGGCCUGAUACCAAAAUUUGUCCCGCCGAAGAAAAUGUUGAGGCCAUAUGUCAGUUCUUUAACACCAUUGGGAAGCAGCUUGAUGAGAAUACUAAGUCGCAACGUAUAAAUGAUAUAUACUUCCUUCGGCUGAAGGAAUUGUCAUCAAACCCUCAGCUGGCUCCACGACUAAGGUUCAUGAUUCGUGAUGUUCUUGACCUGCGGGCAAAUAAUUGGAUUCCUAGACGUGAAGAGGUCAAAGCCAAAACCAUCACUGAGAUACAUUCUGAGGCUGAGAAAAAUCUUGGAUUGCGUCCAGGUGCUGCUUCAAGUAUUAGAAAUAAUCGAGCUGUUGUUUCUGCUGCUCCAGGGAAUGCUGGCCCUGGGGGCUUUCUCAUUAACCGGCCUGGAGCAGGGGGUAUGAUGCCUGGUAUGCCUGGAACGAGGAGGAUGCCUGGGAUGCCUGGAAUUGAUAAUGAUAAUUGGGAGGUACCCAGGAACCGCUCGAUGCAGCCUUCAGGACGUGUCCAAUCACCAAUGUACAGUAAGUCGGCAUCUCUUAACACUAGGCUGUUACCUCAGGGUAGUGGUGGCUUUAUAGGUGGAAAGAGCAGUGCCCUCUUGCAGGGAAGUACUGGUCCUUCCCCUCGCCCUCACAGUUUUGGUUUGGGUAAUGAGCUUCCUGCUCAAGUCCCUGUAGUUAGUAAACCUUCUCCUGCUCCCUAUGUGCCUCCCGUUGUUGAUAAACCAGCAGGUUCAGCUGCAAGCUUAAAUCCUGAGGAACUUGGGAGGAAAACUGUGUCACUUUUGAAGGAAUAUUUCAAUGCACGGCUUCUGGAUGAAGCGUUGCAGUGUGUUGAGGAACUGAAGUCUCCAUCUUACCAUCCUGAAGUUGUAAAGGAAGCCAUUUCCCUUGCCUUAGAAGAAAACCCACCUUGUGUCGAACUAGUAGCGAAGCUUUUGGAAUAUUUGUUGGCCAAGAAGGUUCUUACAGCUAGAGACAUAGGCACUGGAUGUUUGCUCUAUGGUUCUCUGUUGGAUGAUAUUGGCAUUGAUCUGCCAAAAGCGCCUAACAACUUUGGUGAGGUUAUUGGGAAACUAGUUUUGGCAGGGGGAUUGGAUUUUAAAGUUGUGGCAGAGGUCCUUAAGAAGAUGGAAGAUGAUAGGUAUCAGAAAGCUGUAUUUGAUGCAGCAAUGAGGAUUAUUAGUUGUAGUCCAAAUGCACAAGUUCUUUUAGAUUCCCAGUCAUCUGAUAUUGAGGUGUGCAAGAGUUUGUUUUAGCAAGCAUAGCAUUCUAUUGCACGAAACUUGAGCAUCCAUGCCCACUUGAACCUUCAUGCUUUCUUUUUGCAUCAUAAUGCCCUGUCCAAAGCCUUUCGAGGCAAUCAACUUGCACUACGUGAUGGAGCUGGCAAGAACAGGUCAUCUUUUUUUCUUUUUGUCAUAUAUUUUUCCCAAAAAGUCAUAGCUGUGUGUUAUUUAGCAAAGAAAUUAAAACCAUAAUGCCAUGGAUUUUGUUCUCGAGCAUGGCUAAUUAUGUGCCUAAUUGCUUGAGAAGAGAGGUCCUUUUAAGGGAUCUAGUUGUUUUGUAUUUGAUUAGUUUUGAAAUUGUUCAUUUUGUUGACUCGAGUAAUUUAGUUUAUUGUUUAAACUGCCAAGCUCAUAAAAUCCUAAAUUUUUUGCCUUCGUGGUAGUAAAAAGAACAUUGCAUUUGG